GUUUGCGUCAAACACGGAAAUAGAGCGGAAUGAUGUAUUUAUGUUUGUAGUCAGUCGAAAUGUAGCAGCCACGUGAGUCACCGCGGUCACGCCGUUAGUUAAACACAUCUACGUUAUAACAUGUUAGAAAUAAAAGCGUAGUGUGAGCUUGACGGCAGACGGCUCUGCGCAUGCGCCGAUAGUUAGCUUAGCGUCCGGUGCGUGUUGCUAAAAGCGUUAGCUUCGUUUGCUGUGAUACUUUUUACACAGAGCAAACAAAACCCGAAAUAAUUACAAUGGCUUUCGCAAACCUGUUCACGAAGCUGUCCGUCAUUAGUGAAGACGUCAAAGGUCCCGGUGAAGCAGCGUUUACCUUCAGGAACCAGUGUGGAAAUGAUGGAAAAAGCAAUGCCAGAAAGCGUAAACCCAAGGCCGAACGGAGCGGCCCUUAUUGGAAGAAGCAACGUUAUCAAGAUCACAGAAUGGAAACUUUCAAUACCACCUCCUAUGAGUACUCUGGCUGGAAGGCCAUGCAUUCCAAUUGGCAGAACACUGGCAAAGAACCUGCAAGGAUUGGAUUUACUACAGAAAACAACCACCAACACAACGCUGACCACACUGACAAGUAUCAGAAAGGUCCCAAUUAUACAACUAAAAAUAAAUGGAAUGUCUGCAACAGUCAGCAACGGGAGAGAGGGAAGACAAAGAAAGGGCAGAAACAUCUGAAUCAUGGGAAGGAUAAAAGGAAAAAUACAAAGGAAGAUGGUCGUCAUCAGACAAGAGGGAAUUUAAAAAGAGGUGGGAAACAUAACAAAGGCACACGGAUGAGCAAGGAUGUUAAAGUCAAAUUUGUAAGGUCCAUGACAGAAGAAUUCAAAGAGCAGAAUGCCUUAUCAUUUGGUGGUCAGUUAAUUUGUCGACAUCACCUGUGGGGAAGGUGCGUCAAGGGUGACGACUGCCAGCUGGCGCAUAUUCAGGGUUGCAACGAUCUCCUCAAAGAAGCUUGCAAGUUUUACAUUCAGGGAUGCUGCACCAAAGGGGAGAGCUGCCCAUACAUGCACAAGUCCUUUCCCUGCAAGUUCUUCCACAGUAAAGGAAAAUGUUAUCAAGAUGCCUGUUGCAGGUUUUCCCAUGAACCACUCAACGAGGUCACUAAAAGACUCUUAGAUGAGGUGUUAAAGCGGGACACUGAGUAUGAGCUUGCCAGCAAAGCUGAGCAGGAGCUGUCAGAACAUCCAGCCAAGGCCGACGAAUGUGAAAUUACAGAUACAAACACGGCCUCUGAUGUACUAACACAACCUGUGAGGCCUAACUUUUACAACAGCGACCAACUAAAUGCUGAGAAGGAAGCUUUGCUGCAUCAGGACGAUACAGCUUUAAAUAACACGGAGGAAACUUGCCCAUCCCAGCUUCACAACUCUCCACCUCGUGAAUCUGUUCAGGACGAACCAGUUUGUUAUUCAGUUGAAGCAGUCCUUGGACGCCAGCAUUUCAAACCGUUCCCCAGUUUCAUCACAACUCAUCUGGGUCAGGACUCUGCCUCUCCCCCUUCAUCUGAGUUCACUUCAAAGUCUGUAGACCAAAGUGAAGUUCCUUACUCAGUCAAUGCUGUUCUCAGGUCAUAUAAAUCAGCAGAGAAUUCCACCAUGGGCUACACAGCUUCCCUUCCAGCUUCACAAACUGAAUGUGAGGAAGUGACAGAAGUGUCACCCCAACAAGAUCACGCUGCUCUGCUUUCACAGACCUGUUCUGAUCCUACUCUGGUGUCUGGGGAUCAGACAAAGCAAGCGGGCGAAAUCCCAGAUUCCCCUAAAGCCGAGCAAAGUGUUUCUCAUCAAGUUAAUUCGGGGUUGUUGCAUUUAUUUUUACCGAGGGCAGAAAAGUCCUCAAAAAGUAAAAGAGACAUUAAAGAAGGCACUCUUCUUCAAGAUGUUACAUGUUCUCGAGGCAGUAAAGGCAAAAGCCUGACGCCCAAACAUGUUACACACCUGAGGCCUCAUGUCUCUGCUCAGACGUCUGUACCUCGGGCCUCUGUGAGGCCUAUUGCUUCCUCCACAUGUUUGUCUCAGUCUAGCAUUGGAGUUGCUGUUUCAGCGGAACCUGAUACCGGCUCUGAUAGGACAGCUGAUUCUGGAAACUCUGCCCCUUGCUUUGUUAAAACUGCUGCUGAACCAGACAGAACUUCUACUCGAUCCUUCUUGGACCUUUUCGCUGCCCCUCUUCUUCCUGCUCCCGUCCCAUCUCAGCCCCAGGCCCAUGAAUUAGCCUCUGCCUCCUGUUCUCAAGAGUCCAAUUGCUCCGUCAGUGUAUCUCAUUUAACAGACUCCAGACUAAGUGCUGUUGAUUCAAACAUGUCCCACCAACGUCAGGCAAACAUUGAUGAAACCUCUCAUAGGCCAUCGUCUCCUAAAUUCACCACUAGUCCUAAAAAUAAAAAUGGCAAGUCUUUGAAUCAAUGUGAAGAGUCACCGGUGGAUUCAACCUGUGACCCCUGCGAUUCCUCCAGUCCAACGUCCUACAAAGGAUCUACAGCAGCACCCGCUACAAAUUCAAUUUUAAAAUCCCUUUUUCUGAGUCUGAAGCCGUACCAGCAGGACGGAGAACCACAGGACGGUCUUCAACUUGGUGGCCCCUCAGGUAGUAAGAAGAACGAAGAAGAAAGCAGCACAGUGUGUGUGUUUAAGACCCAACCAAAGAAUACAAGAAAGAAGCAAAAGAACCACCAGUCGUGUUCUGAGAAACUGGAUGCACACUCGGUGAAGCCCCAGCCCUUCCUCCAGACCCCUCGCACGUCGUUGGAGGCAGCAGGAGGCUCCAGCCUCUGCAGUCCAGCUACCUUUAAACCUGUGGUGGGAAGCUCUGGCACAUCCAGCUCACCAAGCGGAGUAGCGACGCCGGCGGUGCAGCAUCACACUCCAUCCGCACCGAGACGUGGAAGGUGUGUGGAUGGACACGAGGCCGUCACACCACUCAAGGAUCUUUUUAAGACUUUAGACACAACCGUGUUCCACUUUGGGCAAUAAAGUUGUAGUUAGUCUUGUGUUAAAUGUCUAAUAUGAUGUACUUCAGCACUAGUGAUCAAAUUGCAUAAAUAACAGUAGAGCUUGACUCAUUCAUAAGAUUUUAUCAGUGUAAUGUUCCUGUGUUUCCCUGCUCAUAUUUUACAUCUGUACCUUCACCACAGGACUUGAAUGAAUCAUGUUUAUGCAUCAAAAAUUGGCUUAAAUUUUGACACAAACUUUAAAUGGGCAGUUUAGCGGCCACUAACACAAUGGUCCUAAUUAACUGGCAAAUAACUAGUAUGCUUUUUACUAAAAGGUAAUAAGGUUUGUGCAUUUUGCAUCUAUCAUUAUGUAAAUAAUUUUACACAUUUUUGUAUCCCUAGAAAAAUAAAACAAUGCACAGAACA
Messenger RNA from Betta splendens (Siamese fighting fish), 3388 nucleotides. RefSeq lists its product as uncharacterized. The record is from RefSeq and is a predicted model, not a curated record. Lineage: Eukaryota; Metazoa; Chordata; Actinopteri; Anabantiformes; Osphronemidae. Gene Ontology annotation, molecular function: metal ion binding; RNA binding. The coding region runs from base 276 to 3002 and encodes 908 amino acids. Gene Ontology annotation, biological process: negative regulation of DNA-templated transcription. The transcript is spliced from 11 exons. Gene Ontology annotation, cellular component: nucleus.